Cuscuta campestris is the source of this 1035-nucleotide messenger RNA. Lineage: Eukaryota; Viridiplantae; Streptophyta; Magnoliopsida; Solanales; Convolvulaceae. The record is from the annotation of a GenBank genome assembly.
AGGUAAUUUGAGUCCAUUUACUGUACAUAUUUUGGCUGGUGAUAAUUACCUUUCCAUCCAUGGUCAGGUUUCAAAGACUAUAUAUAUCACGAUUAUUGAAAGAGUAUCUCACAUUCUCACAUUAUGGAAGGAACUUCUUGAACACUUCCUUACACCAUAAGAUUCGUUGGUCUACUUGGCAGUCAUUCUCUUGGUAGAAAUCCAAAGUUUAUGGCUACUGCGGUAGAUUUAGGAAGGGAAUUGUUAAGACGAAGAAUUAGUCUUGCUUGUGGAGGAGGCAACGUUGGCCUACAAGGAGCUGUUGCUUCAACAGUCUUUACCAAUGGUGGUCUCGUUAGAGGUUUCAUUCCUGGGUACAUCGCAACACGACGGGUCUAUGGACCUACAUAUGGCGUAGAGCACACAGUUUCCAGCAAUUACUACAAAUAUUUUGAGAUGAAUCAUGCUGUGGAAGCUUUCAUCGUUCUUCCCGGAGGAGUUGACACUAUGGAAGGUUUGUUCACCUUGAUCUCGUGGGCUUCUGAAGGGUUACACAAUAGACCCAUUGGUCGUUUAAACAUUGACGGUUAUUUCAAUAACCUUCUCAAAUUCUUAGACGAUGCAGUGAGACAGAACUUCAUGGCUUCUAGUCAGAGGAAACUUUUUAUUUCUUCUUUCUUUGUUGACGAGCUUUUAGACAAACUAGAGUUUGCUAAAGCUUUCCCGGGUCCGGGAGCCGGUUACGACGAGUUUGCAAAUCCUGAGAGAUUAGACCUAGAAUUGCAUCUUUAACNUUAAUGCAGAACACAAGAAUCGAUAAUCCACCCUAUGGGUCAUGUGGAUUACGUACCAACCGAACAAUGAUUUGUCGGGUGGGUGAUAUCCGGUCUGGAUCCCGUACGUACGUUUUAACCCCGAAAUAUGAAUUGGUCAAGGAGGUAUAUCUUAGAGUUCUUCUAGAUAUCCUUAAUAUUCAUCAUCAUUAUACAAGUGGGUAUAUCUUAGAGUUCUUCUAGAUAUCCUUAAUAAUGUAGAGCAUAAAAUGGGCCAUACGAU